Molecule: messenger RNA, 1598 nt
Organism: Brassica napus (rape)
Lineage: Eukaryota; Viridiplantae; Streptophyta; Magnoliopsida; Brassicales; Brassicaceae
Product: LOB domain-containing protein 18-like
Exons: 2
Coding region: 605-1384 (259 amino acids)
Biological process (GO): positive regulation of DNA-templated transcription; hormone-mediated signaling pathway
Cellular component (GO): nucleus
Source: RefSeq, a predicted model, not a curated record
UUCAAUAUACCAAUCAAAUUUGGGAGAAAUUCAGUAUUUUCAUUAUGGUUAAAUUUGUAUGAGAAAAUAAAAAAUGUUCGAUUAUCUAAUUUAUUUGGCACUCAAGUGAAAGUUUAAAAAAUACAUAAAAUUUAUCUUACACCAAAACAUUAAAGUCAUGAAAUAUCUCAAAAAUUACAAUUCACAUUCACAUCAAUAAAGAGGAAGCAAGAACUAUAUUUUGCUCCGGAGUUAAAUUUCAAUCACGAGAUGUUCCAAGAGAGAUAGAUAAUUAAACGAGUUUUCUCUUUUUCUUUCUCUUUUGUUUUGUAAAUAUAAUUAAGUAAUUAAAUGUUCUGAGAAUCAAUAAUAGAAGAGGCUUAUCGCAUGUUUGCUUCACGCAAACAACUAAAUGUGAGAGAGAAAGAGAAGUGAGAGAGAUCGUUUUUUUUUGUUAGCUUUGUCGUCGCGUGGCUUUAAAGACUUUCUUCUCUAUACUCUCCUCUUUACGAAACCCUAAUUCCCCUCUCUUCAUUCGGUUUUCUCAAUCUUCCUCUCUUCUAUACAACACCAACAUAAAAUCCAUAAAAAUAUUCUCACAAAUUUGUGACAAUACUGUGUUGUCAUGAGCGGCGGUGGAAACACAAUCACCCCCAUGGGAGGUGGUGGUUGUGGUGGAAGAAGUAGCGGCAGUGGAGGAACUAGUGGCGGUGGUGGUGGUGGGCCAUGUGGUGCUUGUAAGUUUCUAAGGAGAAAGUGUGUUCCAGGUUGUAUAUUCGCACCGUACUUCGACUCUGAGCAAGGCUCGGCUUAUUUUGCGGCGGUGCAUAAAGUUUUCGGAGCCAGCAACGUCUCAAAACUUCUAUUACACAUACCGGUUCAUCGACGGUCCGAUGCAGUUGUAACCAUUUGCUAUGAAGCUCAGGCUCGGAUAAGGGACCCUAUCUAUGGUUGCGUCGCUCACAUCUUUGCUCUUCAGCAACAGGUGGUGAAUCUACAGGCAGAAGUCUCUUACGUACAAGCCCAUUUGGCAUCUCUAGAGCUACCUGACCCGCAAACGCGACCACCACCUCCACCGCAAUCGCAACCACAAUCGCUCUUCUUCACUCCUCCACCACUUUCCACAACAGAUUUAGCUGCAUCAGUCUCACCAUUACCUUCAACAUACGACUUAGCUUCUACCUUCGAUCAUGCAGCGUCUCCUUCGUCGUGGGCAACACAACAACGAAGAUUCGUUGAUCCACGCCACCAAUACGGAAGAUCAUUGUCAUCUUCUUCAGCAACCGUAGGGCUAGCUGGUGGAAACAGUGACCUUGAAGCAUUAGCACAUGAGCUCCUACAUAGGCAAGGAUCUCCUCCACCUACAACUACCGAUGACUCGCCGUCUCGGACUAUGUCUAGAUGAGUUUGGCUGUGAUCAAUAUAUGUAUCUCCCCUUCGUUUUUAGCAAAAAUAAAUUGCUACUCAAGAAGUUUUAGUUUCCUCAGAAUAUUAUAAGGACUUUUCUAACAUUUAACUAUAGUAUUGUAUUUUCCCUUCUUUUUAUUCCGGUUAUUCUUCUUUGCUGUAUUUUUCACCUAAAAUGCGAAUACAUAAUCAUACAUAGAUUUAAUCUGUUA